Messenger RNA from Desarmillaria tabescens, 2046 nucleotides. Its product is annotated as armadillo-type protein. The transcript is spliced from 11 exons. Gene Ontology annotation, biological process: ribosomal large subunit biogenesis; protein import into nucleus. Lineage: Eukaryota; Fungi; Basidiomycota; Agaricomycetes; Agaricales; Physalacriaceae. The record is from RefSeq and is a predicted model, not a curated record. The coding region runs from base 1 to 2046 and encodes 681 amino acids.
AUGGGCAAGUCGCAGAAACAACGCGCAAUGCGGCGGCACAACCCAAUGCGAGUACCAGACUCACAUCUAUCUCAUGGACUCGCCCAAGCUUCGUCGACGUCCUCAAAAACAGAGGCCAUUUUGCCAAUCAUUCAAAAGAUGGAGAGUGCCGAUUCAUCAGAACGGAAAUGGGCAUGUGUAGCGGUGUCGAAUCUGAUUCAGAAUGAUCCUUCGACAAGGCGAUUGCUUCAAGGAAAAAAUGUCGUUGGUGCAUUGAUAGCACGAUUGACUGACAAUGAAGAAGAAGUUGUUAUUGAGGCUAUGGGAUCCCUUCGAAACUUGUGCAUCGAUGGCGGUUACGACAUAUGCGCGGAAAUGUACAAUAAGAAUAUUCUGGUUUCAUUGAAGACCUUCAUUCCCAAGAUAUCCUCUACCCUUGAACAAUUUCUGCAAACGCCCAAAUCUGCACCGGAAAAUGCACUAAAAGUGGUAUACGAGUUUGCGGACAACGUCAUCACAACGCUAUGGUGCCUGUCGGAAACCUCGAAUAAGGCGCUGAAUGCCAUUAACGCCAUAAGAUUGGUACCAUUCCUGAUGUCUUUCCUUGCGUCUCGCGAACAGCUUCCCGUUGCUCCUGUUGUAGCUGCCGCCCAGUGUCUAUACGUCUUGACCGACGACAACGAUCCAGCUGUAAGCGAUGUCAGGGCUGACGCCGGAUAUAUAUCUUGUCUUCUUGACAUUGCGCGUUCCGUUCAAGAUGGUACAAAGGUCAAUGGCAAGUCGAAAGAGCCGGACCAACGUUCCAUAACCCUCGGUGUUUUAGCUGCUGGUAUUCUCCGGAAUGUUUCGCCGCUACCCCCACCUGUUGCAGCCUCCUUUGUUGAUAUUGACAAAGACCUCGUUUUGCCUUUACUACAGCCUGUCAUUUCGUCGGUAUUUCUUCCCGACGCUUCCAACAAUGUGCAGACUCUUGUUUCUCAACAGACUGAUAUACCACAAAUCGACAAACUGGCCCUGAAGAGCACACCCAAAUCUGAUCAUAAAUCCCCAAUAGAGAUUGAACUUGAGCGCCUGGAGGCUCGCCUUCGAACAGUUCAGUUGGCCCUCGAGAUACUGACAGGAACGUGCGCGACACUGCCUGACCCGAAUCUGAGCGUAGGCGAGGAACAGAGCGAUAGCAAUGAAGACGACGACGAAGAUGAGGCCGAAGAGGAUAUGGAUGUUGAUGUGUCUGCCAUCAACGGUGACAAACCCGAUUCAGAACAGUCUGAAACUGUGUCGUUGCUUCCGUCACUGGUUCCGGCUUUGUUGGCUCUCGCACAGCCCACCUCACUUUCGUUCCCACCCCUUGCGUCCGUAUCUGUACACCCUCCGACCACAUCUGCUCUCAGUGGUAUACACGUCAGUGCACUUGAGUGUUUGAACAAUAUUUUCCUAUCCUUGGCCAGGGUUCCGAACUCCUCUGUCUCUUCUGACAAGGAAGCUGGCCAAAAAGUGUGGAAAGAUGUGUGGUCGGCGCUGAGCAUUGUUGGUACUGAUUUCGGGAUGGGUCAGGAACGAAGACGAGAGGUAUGGGAGAUCUCUGUCGGUGUUUUAUGGGGAAUUGGCAAUGUUUGGAAAGGUUCCUUGACUCCCGACGUGGAUCAGGUUAACCUCCUCAUCCAAUUCUGUAAUGCCAGCUCCGACGCACAGACACGCGUCAAGUGCAUUGGAACACUGGAGUGUUUGGCCCAACACCCUGAUUCUAUCGAUGGCAAUCGAAUAAUAUCUGAAUAUUUAUUAUCGUUUUUUCCAACUGGGACAUCACCAGAAGCCGGUGUCGAACCCGUUCUCCAAUCGGUAUCUGCAAUAAUCGAUAUAUACUCCGACGAAAUGCUACCGUACGAUACAAACUUCCGUCAGGGAGGAUACGUGAACAGGCUGGCGGCAAGUAUAGACGGUAUGAAAAAGCUGGUGAAAUCGAUUGACCGGCGGAAACCGGGCGGCCGGGUGUUGAGGUUGAGGGGGGAAGAAGUCCGCGACAACCUUAUUGCAUUUGUGCAAUACCGGAAAAAUCUGAAGCUGUAG